Messenger RNA from Kwoniella botswanensis, 1422 nucleotides. RefSeq lists its product as uncharacterized. The record is from RefSeq and is a predicted model, not a curated record. Bases 1 to 1422 code for a protein of 473 amino acids. Gene Ontology annotation, molecular function: polygalacturonase activity. The transcript has 5 exons. Gene Ontology annotation, biological process: carbohydrate metabolic process. Lineage: Eukaryota; Fungi; Basidiomycota; Tremellomycetes; Tremellales; Cryptococcaceae.
AUGUGGGCAAAAUCUUUGAUUGCUGCCUCUAUACUUUCUACAGCUUUUGCUGGGAUAAUCGAUCUCACUAUACCAACUGCCAGCGAGCUAGUCUCUGAUCUCGAUUCAAACCUACACAGUGAUUCAUCAGUGCUCGAAUAUCAAGGAGGGUAUCUCGAUCCUGAAACACAGCACAAAAGGCCGUUAUGUACUCUCAAGGCAUUAGGUGAUGAGAAGGAUGAUUCGGACAACCUUGUUGCUGCUGUUGAAAAAUGCGGGAAAGGCGGUAUAAUCCGGUUACCUGAUGCCAAUUACACCAUUGGUAAACCUCUUGAGCUUAUACUUGAAAAUGCUGUUUUGGAUCUUCACGGUUGGCUUUCAUUCACCUCCGAUAUACCUUAUUGGCUCGAAAAUCACUUCGAUUUCCCAUUUCAAAAGCAGUCUCUCGCAUUUAUCAUUCAAGGUCAUGACUACGUCCUCGAUGGAAAUGACAAAGGUGGGAUAGACGGUAACGGGCAAUAUUGGUAUAAUUAUGCCAAAGAUUUCGGUAACAAAUAUGGUCGACCAAUGUCUCUCACUAUCAAGGAUUCCAGGAACGUACUUGUCAAGAACUUCAGCAUCAUCCAGCCUCAGUUCUGGGCUUCUUUAGUUUGGGACUCUGAGAAUGUCUACUUCAAGGACUUCUACGUCAACGCCACGAGUUUUAACCCUGAAUCCUCUUCAGACGAGAAGAACUGGCUACAAAAUACCGAUGGUUCCGAUACUUAUCAAAGUCAUAAUGUCACCUAUGAGAACUUUGUGUAUCAGGGCGGUGAUGAUUGUCUCGCCUUCAAGCCAAAUAGUACCCUCAUCACCGCUCGAAAUGUCACUUGUUUUGGUGGUACGGGUAUAGCCUUUGGCUCUAUUGCUCAAUAUGCUGGAGUCAAGGAUAUUAUUGAGGAUGUCCUUCUCGAGGAUAUCAGUCUAUAUCCCUCAGAUCAAUGUCCCGGAUACCAAGGCGUCUACUUCAAAUCGUGGUUAGGAUACUCUAUCGGGGUUCCCCCUAAUGGUGGUGGAGGUGGUUAUGGCUAUGCUAGAAAUAUCACUGUCAGAGAUGUGUAUAUGGAGGAUAUCUGGCAUCCGUUGGUAGUCCAGUCUGAUUUGACAUACCUUGAAUUCAACCGAAAACAAUAUGCCGACUCAGGUCUUUUCGAAUGGAGUGAUAUACACCUGAAAAACUUCACCGGAACUGCUCUUGCUAAUCGAAUCGCCUGGAUGUCUUGUUCCAAGAUCACACCAUGUCAUGAUUGGACUUUUGAGGAUAUCAACAUUCGACCGGGCAAGGAAGAUCAUCCGGAGAUCCAUUAUACCUGUAACAACUUUGUUUUGGGCGGUAAUGACGGUUUGAGCCAAUGCCAUCCAAGUAACUCCACCCUCGAGACUGAUAAUGGAGGGACUCUGUAG